Messenger RNA from Acanthamoeba castellanii str. Neff, 3042 nucleotides. Its product is annotated as RhoGEF domain containing protein. The transcript has 6 exons. Gene Ontology annotation, molecular function: guanyl-nucleotide exchange factor activity. The record is from RefSeq and is a predicted model, not a curated record. NCBI's taxonomy places the organism in Eukaryota, Discosea, Longamoebia, Acanthamoebidae. Bases 1 to 3042 code for a protein of 1013 amino acids.
AUGUUCGGCAACAUCGAACGGCUGUGGGCCAUCAGCUCCGAGCUGCUCGCCGCACUCGAGGAGCGCCUGCACUCGUGGGGUCCACACCAGCAGCUCGGCGAUGUCUUCCUUCGUCUGGUCUACGACGAGUACUACCACAACUACGACCGGGCCGUGGAGACGGUCGACAUGCUGGAGCGCCAGGACGCCGGCUUCAAGCAGUUCCUACUCUACCAAGUGCAGGUCGGCGGCUUCGGCUGCGAGGCACUCACCCUCGGCUCGAGGCUGAUUCUGCCCAUCCAGCGGCUGCCGCGGUACCUGAUGCUUCUGGGGGCGCUGGCGGCCAAGACGCCCGCGGGCCAUCCCGACCAGGGCCUGCUGCGGGAGGCCCUGGAGCAGCUCCAGGAGACCGCCACUCGGAUCGACGACCAGCUCAAGCGCAUGGAGAACCGCAACCGUAUCUACCACAUCCAGAGCCAGCUCUUCUCCUGCCCCGUACUCUUCCUCUCUACACCCACAACUGGCAUGGUUAAUGUGGCGCUGACGUCAUCUUUUGUGUUUGCGUUUGCGUUUGUGCUGGCCACGCCGGACCGUGUGUUGCUGAGGGAGGGGGUGGUGCUCAAGCUGUCCUCGUCAUUCGCGGUGAACUGCACCAUCUUCCUCUUCUCCGAUAAGGAGAAGAUGUUGAAGGGACGUAUGCCGAAGCGGUGGCCCAUGAUGAGCCGCGAGGACUCUUCGGUGCUCGAGCUCUCCAUCUACUCGGAGGCCUCUUCCUCCUCGGGCGACGAAGACGACGAUGAUGACCUCGCUUCCGAGUGGAGCGAAUGGGAGGACCCCCUGUGGGUCAAAGACGACAACCUGCGGCGACCGGCUGCUCGAGGCGACGCCACCAAGGUGAAGGCGCUCAAGGUGCGAAGCCCGAGCUCCUCGGGCCUGCGCCGAUCUUCGACCAUGGGCGGCGGCUCAGGCUCGGCCCAGCUCAUCGUCCGCAAGCUGUCAGCCCUCUCCAUCGCCCAGGUGGUGGUACCUGCCGCCUCACCCACCUCCGCCACCACACCGACGACACCGACGACCAAGAGCGACAAAUCGAGCCGUUCGAUCUCGCUGUCGAAAUCGCUGUCGUUCGAGGGUCAGGAGAGCGGGGCCGGCUCGCCUCUCUCCACGCCCUCCACUUCGUCUGCGUCGACGCCCAUCUCUUCCCGGUCGUGGCCGGCCGCUUCGUUGUCGGCGUCGCACCUGCGGGUACCCAGGAAGGUGACCGAGCUCGUGGCCCAGGACGAGGCCGACGACGCCUGGAGCCUCGACGGACGCAGCAGCGGCGGCAGCCUCGCCUCCGACGUCGACACCAUUCACGAGGAGGAGGACCAGGACAACCACCAGGAAUCGGUUGCCUGGCAAUACCAGUCCAAGGGCGUCCACCACGACGACGAUGAUGACAACGGCGGCGACGACGGCGUAGACGACGGAUCGGUCGAGGAAGAGGUGGAGGCCGAGCUUUCGAGCGACGAAGGCGGAACCGAUGACGACGACGACGACAACGAUCAGAAAGCAGGCGACGACGACGACGACGUGGUGGAGGAGAAGGGCAUCGAGUACCUCCUCAAGAAGUACUUCCCCGAAACGCUGGCCGCCAUCGAGCAGGAGGCGCCACCCGAACCGAAUAAGGAGAAGAAGAAGAAGAAGAAGAAGAAGAGCAGCCACAAGAGGAAAGAGAAGAAGGAAAAGAAGGAGAAGAGGACCAAGUCGGAGCGGACGUUGGGCUGUGGCCGCGGCGAGGCGCAGAUCAAGCGAAUCAAGGACGUCAACGACGACGAAGUGGCGCCCCCGAGCGCGGCGAGCCGGCUGGUGUUCAGCGUGGACGGGGUGAUGCUGGAGCGGCGCGACAAGGCCCGGGAGAAGUACCAGAGCCUCUUCAUCCCGUCCCUCGACCUCCGGGGCUCCGCCGACGCCGACGCCGACGCUGACAACUCCGACACUGUCAACUCCGACGCCGAUGUCGACGUCGACGGCGAGCGCAAGCCGAGCUCGGCCGGCGAAGGGAGGCGAAGGGUGCGGCACAGGAGCGAGCGCGAGCGACGCAUGCCGCAGUCGGCGCGGGAGGGCUUCGGCCGCAAGAGCGCGCGCGAGCUGGGGAUGAUCUUCCGCUGCCGCAGCCGCGAGGACGUCAACGAUGACGAACGAAACGUGGUCGAUGCCGACGCAGCGGUGGCCUCGCCGCGCACCCGACGGGUCCGGUCGCGCACAUUCGAGUCGGUGCCGCCCAGCGAAGAGGCCCAACCCAGCCCGCGGGCCAAGGCCAAGCACAGCUGGGUCAUCAAGCGCGAAGACGGCCACCAGCAGCGGCCAUCAGCACUCAACGGCAACAUCGAACGCGAGCGCGUGGGCCAAGUAUAUGGCCGGCUGAGCGUGUCGACGUCGUCGUUCGCGCUGGCGGCCGACUCGUCGUCGUCGUCGGCAUUCUCGGCGAGCGGGGUGCUGUCGCCGCGCAAGAAGACCGGAUCGUUCCGGAGCCUGUUGAGCGGCCGGCGCGCGACGGGGUCGUAUACGGGAGCGGCCGAGGCCCAGCAGCAGCUGCGGCGCGAUGCGAUCUCUGCCGAGCACCCCUCGCUGACUUCGGCUUCUUCAUCAUCGUCGUGGUCGUCAAAGUCGGCACUCCCCUUCUCUUCGAUCAGUUCUUCGACCCCUCUGUCGUCGUCAUCAUCAACCACGACAUCUUCACCCCCGCCAUCGCCGUCAUCGUCGGCCACGACAUCAUCGACCUCUGCCACGCGGAGAGGGCGUAGUUCGUCGCUGAACAAGGCCGCCGGGCUCUUCAAGAGGAGCGGCAGUCUUCGCAAGACGAGGGCCGACGACAACAUAGGCGGCCUGGCGAGCGGAGACAGCCGGAGCGGUUCGGCGGGGGGCGACCAGCAGGCGCAGCAGAAGGAGAAGGAGAAGAAGGAGAAGGUGGUGGGCGGCAUCAAGAAGAGCUGGCGCGAGGUGAAGAGCUACUUCUCCAGCGACCGCGAGGUGAAGACGUACUUCAACGGCUCGGCCGGCAUGCCCCCAACCCUGGAGUCCUAG